Pollicipes pollicipes is the source of this 788-nucleotide messenger RNA. RefSeq names its product chromosome partition protein Smc. The transcript is spliced from 7 exons. The record is from RefSeq and is a predicted model, not a curated record. The coding region runs from base 45 to 788 and encodes 247 amino acids. NCBI's taxonomy places the organism in Eukaryota, Metazoa, Arthropoda, Thecostraca, Pollicipedomorpha, Pollicipedidae.
UAAUAAUACGUGGGGUUUAUGGGCGGCGGCUGCGACGGAGCGACAUGCGCUCGCUGAUGGCGGCCUCGCGCGGUCCGCAGCGGGCGCUGGCCAUCACGCUGGUGCUGGCGCUGGUCGCCUUUGGACUCCACUACUGGCGUUUACGCUCUGCCAGCGUCGACCUGGCGGUGGAGCUGGAUCGGCUGGAGGGCCUAUUGCAGAGGGCCGAAGAUAAGUCCUCAAAGAUUGACCAUCAAAGGCGUGAGGCCAGCGAAAAUCUCAAGAAGGCCAAUGCCGAGCUACAGCAGGUCCAGAUGGAUCAAGAAGAAGACAACAUCCGAUGCAAGCAGCUGAAGGAGAAUCUAGCAGAAGCAGAGGAGAGUAAAUCGGCUCUGAUGAAGCAGUUGGAGGAUGACAAGGAUGACCAGGACCGACAGAUGCGGGACGCGGCCACCAAGCUGCAGGCGCUGAAGGCCGAGCUGACGCAGCUGAAGGAGCGCGAGGAGCGCGGCCGGCUGCAGCUGGACGGCCGCCAGGCGGAGCUGACCCGGACGCGCGCCGAGCUGGAGAGCGCGCGCCAGCAGCUGGCGCAGGCGGGCCAGGCGUCGCCGCCGGCCGCCGGCGAGCGGGACUGCCAGGCGCGGUUGGCGCAGGCGCAGGCGGAGCUGGGUCGGUGUCAGGCCGGGACGACCCGCUCGACACGGCCAGCGGAGGGCGACCGGCGGCGUUGGCCCGGCCUGGUGGCGCCGCGCGGCCAGCUCGACCAGGCACGUCUCGACAGCGACUUCCAGCCGGCGGCGGCACCGUGA